Molecule: messenger RNA, 2177 nt
Organism: Rubroshorea leprosula
Lineage: Eukaryota; Viridiplantae; Streptophyta; Magnoliopsida; Malvales; Dipterocarpaceae
Source: the annotation of a GenBank genome assembly
AUCCUCUUCUCUUCUCUUCUCCUCGCUCUCAGAAACAUAAACAAUUGCAUUCAAUUCUUCCUAUAAGAGAUGAUUCUAAGUGGGGUUCACUUCGGACAGAGGCGGCUCCUCCCGUCGCUUUCUCGCCGGAGGCAACCCUUUGUUACAGCCACAAGAAUGGUCUCAACUACCAGCAACAACAAAGAGAAGAAAGAGAAGGUGGUAGUGAUAUCUGGGCCUACAGGGGCUGGUAAGAGCAGGCUUGCUUUGGAGCUUGCCAAGCGUCUUAAUGGUGAAAUCAUAAGUGCAGACUCUGUCCAGGUUUACCGUGGUCUUGAUAUUGGGUCUGCAAAGCCUCCCCUGAGUGACAGAAAGGAAGUGCCACACCAUCUGAUAGACAUAUUGGAUCCAUUUGAAGACUAUUCUGUAGGACAUUUUUUUGAGGAUGCUAGGCAAGCAACAAGAGAUGUUCUUGACAGUGGCCACGUUCCUAUAGUCACAGGCGGAACUGGCUUGUAUUUACGAUGGUUUGUAUAUGGAAAACCAGAUGUUCCAGAAGCUUCUACCGAAAUUGCAGCUAAAGUGCAUGCAGAGAUAGCAGAUUUUGAGAGAGAUGGGGAAUGGGAUGCUGCUGUGGAAAUGGUCGUUAAGGCAGGACAUCCAAAAGCUAGGUCAUUGCCUGUCAACAACUGGUAUCGAUUGCGUCGCGGCCUUGAGAUAAUCAAGUCCACUGGAUCGCCUCCAUCUGCCUUUCAUAUACCAUAUGAUUCUUUCAAACAACAAGUUGAUUCAAGUGAAACAAAUGAUUCUCACGACUUGAACCCUUCUCGUGAUGUACCUGAGCAAGUUACUGCAAAGGAAUUGGACUAUGAGUUCAUUUGUUUUUUCCUCUCAAGCCCCAGACUUGAUCUGUAUAGAUUAAUUGACUUAAGGUGUGAAGAAAUGCUUACAGUAGGAACAGAUGGGAUUUUGUCUGAAGCUAGAUGGCUUCUUGAUCUUGGGCUUAGUCCAAAUUCAAACUCAGCAACUCGAGCAAUUGGUUACAGACAUGCUAUGGAAUACCUGGUAAGAUGUAGGGAACAAAGGGGUGAAAGCUCAACAAGAGAGUUCCAUGCUUUUUUAUCAGAGUUUCAGAAGGCUUCUAGGUAUUUUGCUUCCAAUUGGCAACUCAAUCCAUUGAACUAUAUCUGGACAAGUUAAAGUGGCUAUUUAAUCUUUUCUGAUCCCGAAUCCCAUUAUAGUAAUUUAACUAGUGUGAUUUUCACUAUUCUACUUGAUUCAAACAACACUUGACACACACUCCCCAAAACAUCUCUAGUACUAUAUUUGCAUGCGGACUGUCAAAUCAUCUAAGUUGUUUUUAUCUUUAUUUGGUCUUAGUUGGUUCGACUUGUAUUUCCUUAUAAAUAAUCUUAUUUAUUAUUCUUUCUGUUCUUAAAUGACUAAACAACCCUAUAUUUAAGCUAACAUUUAUCCCAUUAACAUGAAUGUUGCCUUUCAAUUUUCCUACACCUGGUACCAUGAAAGAUUGCUGGCUUUCCAUUCAACAAAAUUUCCUUUUCAACUUGAUGCAUAUUUUGCAGUCAAAUAGUUCUCAUGGAACUUAUAUCCCAUGCAAUUUCCUAUGGCCAGGUUGAAUAUCCCAUUUAUGUUCUCAGUUGGUAUGAUUAAUUGAGUCUAAUUACUGAACACUCUCUAUUAAGAAAUUCCUCAUUGUCAGUUUUGACUACUAAAUGUCUUACUAAGAAGCUUUACUGAAUUUGUGCAUCAAUCAAAAGGUGUUUAGUUUAGUUCCCACUUGGCCUAAAUUAUUGUAAUGUGUUCAUUUUUAGUUCUAGUGUAGAAUUCACCUACCAAAAAGAUGAAGAGCUCAGCUGAGUUGCUACCUACUAAUUAUGGGGUUGUUGUUUAUGGGGUUAAGGUCAGGUGGUUCAUAUGUUGAGAAAAUUUUGGCCUGUCUUGUCUUCUUAAGAAGUCCAUCAAAUUUUGAAACAUGGGUUAAACAAGGGUUAAUCAAGAAAAGACUAGAGGUAAAGAUAAAUUCAGCUUUUGGAAAUUUGUUAUGCAGGAAUUUUGCGAAAAGGCAACUUACAUGGUUUCGUAAUGAGGAAAUCUAUCACUGGCUCAAUGCUUCUAGACCCCUGGUAUGUCACGUGGUUUGUUGCAUUGCAUUGUAUUAAUGACAAAAGUCUUAUGUC